AUGUCUCGUCUCCACAAAGCUAUCUACAUGCCCUCACCUGGCAAACAUGACAUCCGUACAAUCAAAGAUCCCUAUGUCCCCAAAACAGCACAAUCGCUUGUGGAAGUACAGUACUCGGCUAUCAACCCAGCUGACACUCGUCACUCUUACAUGAAUAUGACCGAGUAUGUCGCAGGCUAUGAAUUCACAGGGACUGUCCGCGAUGUCGGUCCGGACUCACCGUUUAAAGUCGGCCAGGACAUCUUUGGCAUCUCCCUGCCAUAUGAUCAUCGGCCGAAUUAUCUUGGGGCCCAUCAGACCUUUCUUCUGGCCGAGCCGCUCAUGGCUUUCGAGAGGCCUUCCCAUCUCGAUCCCAUCACAGCAGUGACACUCCUCGCUGGUGCUGGAACCGCGAUCGAUGCUCUAUUCAACGAACUCGGCUAUGGCUUCCCCGCUGCUGGUAUCGAAGGUGAUGACCCGACAGACCAGCCAAUCCUCAUCUGGGGCGGUUCUGGCGCUGUUGGCCAAGCCGCGAUCCAACUCGCCAAAGCUGCAGGCUUUAGUCCUAUCAUCACAACAGCUUCACCGCAGAACCAUGAGGCAGUGAAAAAGCUUGGCGCAACUGAGGUCUUUGACUACCGGAGUCCUUCAGUUGUGGCAGACAUUCGCGCCUCACUCAAAUCAUCUGGCAAGUCGCUGAAGACUGUAUUCGACGCCGUGGCUUCGGGGUUGGGUAUCUUUGAUGGGCUCACAGCCGAAGAAGAGAAGGCUGUCCAAGACAAAUACGAUCAGAGCUCGCCAGGUCUCGCCCGUCAAUGUUGUGAUCCUGACGUGCCCUCCAAUGACUUACGUCUUACGGCUGUUCUGCCCGUGACAAAAGAUCCAACGUGGGGGUUCUGUCUUAACUUCCGAGUAGUUGAGUUCAUGGAUAUUGGCGCCGACGUGACAUAUCGAAACGAUGAGGAGAGACACGCAGCCGAGGAAAAGACGAAAGAAGCACAGCGGCGUAUUGAACAGGGUCUUCACUGGAUUAUUGAGAAUCAUGAGCAGUAUUGGGAAGCUCCGAGGACUAAGAUUGUCAAAGGCUUGGAAGAGGGUCUGCAAGGUAUCCGCGACGUGUGGAGUGGAAAGUUGAGUCGCGAGAAGGUGGUGAUUGAUCAUAGAGUUUGA
Messenger RNA from Fusarium sp. VM40, 1149 nucleotides. NCBI's taxonomy places the organism in Eukaryota, Fungi, Ascomycota, Sordariomycetes, Hypocreales, Nectriaceae. The record is from the annotation of a GenBank genome assembly.